Molecule: messenger RNA, 4118 nt
Organism: Monopterus albus (swamp eel)
Lineage: Eukaryota; Metazoa; Chordata; Actinopteri; Synbranchiformes; Synbranchidae
Gene: nrarpa
Product: NOTCH regulated ankyrin repeat protein a
Exons: 2
Coding region: 849-1187 (112 amino acids)
Cellular component (GO): cytoplasm
Molecular function (GO): phosphatase regulator activity; enzyme inhibitor activity; protein binding
Source: RefSeq, a predicted model, not a curated record
AGAAGGUCAGAUACUGUUUAAAAGCGUUCAGAGUAAUUUAUCUCUGCUCGAACAAAUGUACCUAUAGCUAUAACAUCUCGACGAUUUUAUGUGGUUUUGGCUGCUUUCCAAACAUUACCGAGAAAGACCCAGGAGCAAAGUGGUGGGGGCAGAGAGACUCGAGCGAAUUCCACAGAGUUUAGGGGAGAAACUCUUCCAAUCGGAGAAAAUGUUGGCUCCUGCGGUCUGUGCAAAUGCUUCCCAAAUGUGCAGAUGCACUGCAGCCAAGCUCUGAUAGCGGACAGAUGUUCCCGAUUUUCCAGAAGAUGUUCUGCACUUUCCAGUAAACCUAAGUGACAGCCUGGACACAUGAACAGCGACAUAUAGCCAGGACGUGGAGCCAGGAAACACAUCGGACCUUUCACGGAAAACCUGGGGGACUCGGCAUCACGGAGGCGGCCCCUGUGGAGAUUGUGGUCAUACUUCCAAUUUCCCUAAGUGAAGUCGGAGGUGUCUCUCUUCUUCAUCCCCUGCUCUAGGCUAUCUGCUGCUGCUACAGAGGGGCAACCUGAUCUAGAGACUCCUGGAUUGCUCGAGAGCAGCCUUUUAUAUUUCAGGGAUUUCAUGAUCUCUCAGAUAUUAACAUUUUUACACACCGAGUGUGUUAUUUCCUCUCUUGUCCUUUUGGGGAUAUAUACAGUGAUUUUUCUUCUGUUAGUACUUUAAAGUGCCUUAAUAACUGGUUAUAAUCCAGUGUAACUGUGGCAUUGUUACCAGAUAAGAGACGCUCAACAGGGAGAAGACAAUUACUAUCAGCUUUAGAGCCCAGGCAGGAUUAUUGGUCCCCCACUCUCCAGCGAACUGCAACCAUGAGUCAGGCGGAUGUGUCGACUUGCUCCGCGCCGCAGAAGGUUUUCCAGGAGGCGGUGAAGAAGGGUAACACCAAGGAGCUGCACUCGUUGCUGCAAAAUAUGACAAACUGCGAGUUCAACGUUAACUCCUUCGGGCCAGAAGGACAGACGGCCCUUCACCAGUCCGUCAUUGACGGGAACCUGGAGCUGGUAAAACUGCUGGUGAAGUUUGGUGCAGAUAUCCGACUGGCCAACAGGGAAGGGUGGAGCGCUUUACACAUCGCCGCCUUCGGGGGCCACCAAGACAUAGUUCUAUACCUCAUCACCAAGGCCAAGUACUCCUCUGGCGCCCGGUGAUCUGUCUCUGCUGUCAGGUAAAAUAAGAAAAAAAAAUAGCAAAACAACAGCAACAAAUGGAAAAUAAAACUGCAACACACGAUAAAGCCAGGCUCUUGUAAAAGCAACAAAACUGCCAUUAUCUACAUAGGCCUAGUUGUGCCAAAUUGUAUAAAAAGGAAAUACAUAAUAGGCCUGCAGGAUAAUCUUCCCCCACUGCAAACCAAACGGGGCCCUAUCUGCACUCCUGAGUGAAGCACCACAUGGUUCAUACACAGCGCUUCAACGCGAGUCUUUAACAAAAGAAACGCCAUUUCGGUGAGUUUGUUGGUACUAAAGCUUUCCUCUUGAAUGUGUAGGCCCAUACUAGAUCGUGUCGUCCACUAUAAAAGAAGCCAGUCACUACUGUGUAUUACACGUGUGUGUAUGGACUCCAGAGUGCAGAUGGACCAGUUUUUCCCUAUCCCAUCCUUAGUACAGCUGAAUAGUGUUUUUGUGGGGGGCUCAGAUUUGACCUGUUGCUCUUCACUGUUCACUUAUAAACCCCCUUUAAGUUAUUUUCUAUGAAACAUGGCACUUGAUGCUAUAUGGCUGCAUGCUGGAAUAUCUGAAAGGGAAGACACAUGAACAAGAGAAGAAUGGUUGCCCUCUGUUGGCAGCCAGAGGUCUAUUUUCUUUAAUAAAUAUAUUCAUUGAAUGAUUUUGUUUUUACUCAAAGAGCGGCAUUAUGGCUAUCCAACAUGCUUUUCAAAUGUGUAAUCAUUAUGUAACAACAAUUGACUUCAUCAUUGUUGUGAAGUACUGUACACAAUAGCUUUACUUUGAUUUUUUUUUUAUUUUAAAGAAGAGACAGUAGCUGGAUGCGCUCUGCGUACUGCAAGCAGAUCUUGCCAUGCUGGUGUCCAACUUUUCAGGCCAGUGCGACCACUUUGCUAAUGGUCACUGUGUUAAUAAAAACCGCUGCUUUCGCUUUGUAUCAAAAAAGUCGCAUUUGGAAUUCACUUUAUAAUCUCCUUUCAGUAUUUUAUUAACAUCCUAGUCAUCACUGUGAAAGCAGGCUGGGCUUAUUUUUUUAAUUUAUGAAGGUACAUUGAGAAGAUGCAUUUUGAAUAUGUCGUGGUUCUUCAAAAAAAAAAAAAACAAAAAAAAACUGUAAGUGUAAGAAUAUCUAGGGUGACUCAAGCUGCUUCAGACUCGUAGUAUAAACUGUCCCGUGUGGAGGUAGACGUCCCCCAGAAUACCAGAAACCCCCUCUGUUAAAGCUGGUUGACCCUUAAGAGGACUUUUCUCCUUCUUAUUCAAAUGAUUUUGUUUGGUUGCCUUUUGCCAGCUACCUCGACUGUAAAGUAUUCUCAAGUUGUUCAGCUUUGUUUGGAGUCUGAAGAGUUUCACAGUUUGUGAUCAUCCGCAUGCCAGUAUGUUUUAUUAACUUACAGAAGAUGCAAUGCACCCAUUUCUGCACCCUCAGUCGGGACAGUUUAUUUUACACUACAACCAAACCAAUUAUGACAAGCUAAGCAUCAUUUUGCCUACCUGCAAGGGAGUCUGUGGUUCUCUCUCUCUCUCUCGCACACACACGUUUCCCUAUAACCCUUUGAUCCAUCUCUCUCUCUCUCUCUUCAACGGCCUGUGUGGUCGUUUCUGCUUUCUAAUUUUUUUAGUCAUACAAAAAUGGAAUUGUAUCGCAUGACUUAAUAAAGGCAGGGAGUUUUAUUGCACAAAAAUGCGGAGCCUUGUGCGCCCCCAGUGUUUGUAUGGGGUAACUGCAGGAGCCAAGGCUUUGGAAUAGUUACUACUACUGAGCAGAACCCUAAUACUGUUGGAUGAUGAAGAAAAUACAACACAUGACUAUUGCAGGAUGUCAUUUAAAAAAAGAAGAACAAAUAAUAAUUUGGUUCCAUAAACUUGCCUGCUGCAUUUUGAAAGUCAUGGCACCCUGACAUUUGUAUCAAUGCUGCUUUUAUGUUUUGUUUAGUUUUUUUUUAAUGUUUUUUAAAGCCUACUGCUCAUCGACCAAGAAGCUUCACAAUAGCACUGGUUCUACUCAUGAGAAAUUGUUGAACUUUUUGUGUGUGUGUGUGUGUGUGUGUGUGUUUGUAUGUGUGAUUGUGUGCUUCUCAUGAGGCCCCCGUGUUGAAUAGUCAUCCAGACUGAGAACUUUCCAUUUUAGACCUGGAACCACCACAAGUAAUUGAAGCGAUAGAUCCACUGCAUCAAGGUAUAGAUUGAUAUCAGGCAACAAAUGAAAUAUGCAUCGCUUGUCUUAAACUUGAUCUGUUUUUUCUCUUUUUUGUGUUUGAAUAUUGCACUGAUGACUGUUGUUGAAAAGUUGGCUUUUAUGUGUCAACAUUUAAAUUUUUUCUGAAUGGAAAAAACAAACACAACAAAAUACUAUUGUAUAAAUAUAUGCUCCAGGUGAUUAUGUCCUAAUGUGUGUGUUACUUUGUGGAAAAAAACAUGAUGUUUUUUUUUAACAAAGAUGCGUGUAUCUCUGUGAUUGGGUGUAUAUAUACAUAUGGAUAUAUAUAUAUUGAUGCUGAUGAUGAUGAUACCUUGGGGCACUUACUUUUCUGAAGUGCUGUCCUCCUGUUUUUUGAUUUUUUUUUUUUGAAAGGGGAGUAAUACAUUUGAUGGUAAGAUCAUUGUAACAUGGUUAAAAAUUGCACGGUUGUGUGGUUGUUCAACUUACCAGCGUCAUAACAUUUAUGACGUAAGGAGCCAGCCGCUGGAUUGGUGCACACAAGUGAGGAUUGUUUCUAAAAAAAAAUAGAAAAAAGUGCUGACUUCUUUGGACCAAGUUGUGUUUGAGGUCUUGCUUCAUUUCAAACAAGGGGAACCAGCUGAAUUUUCAUGAGUGAUGCUGUUCCACCAUGUUUGAUUUUUGAUGUCUUUGUUUCUUUUGUUUUUGAAUGUUUGUAACACUGUGAUGAUGACAUAAUGUCAUGUGGAGAU